GCAGCGGCGGCGGCACCGGAGCGGUCAUGAGCGAGCGCAGCCCUUGCGAGUGUCCUCCCCCCGCGGCGAAGGCCCCCGGCGGGCAGCAGGAAGCCAAAGCCGGCGACCCCAAGAAGGAGGAGGAGGAGGAGAUCGACAUCGAUCUGAGCGCUCCCGAGACGGAGAAAGCCGCCCUCGCCAUCCAGGGCAAAUUCCGCCGCUUCCAGAAGCGGAAGAAGGAAUCUGGACCCUGAACGGCUCCAGGGUCCCAGGACCCCCCACCCGCGGCGGGCACCUCCCUCUGGCACGAUCCGGUCCUGGCUCCGUCAUGCCAGGGCUGCCUGUCCUCUGCCGGUGGGGCCGGGGGGUGGCUCAGCCUUUCCCUGCCCCUCACCCACCCCUAAGCCGCGAC
Messenger RNA from Dryobates pubescens (Downy woodpecker), 391 nucleotides. It is a transcript of the gene PCP4L1, whose product is annotated as Purkinje cell protein 4 like 1. NCBI's taxonomy places the organism in Eukaryota, Metazoa, Chordata, Aves, Piciformes, Picidae. The coding region runs from base 27 to 233 and encodes 68 amino acids. The record is from RefSeq and is a predicted model, not a curated record. The transcript is spliced from 3 exons.